Molecule: messenger RNA, 564 nt
Organism: Mucor velutinosus
Lineage: Eukaryota; Fungi; Mucoromycota; Mucoromycetes; Mucorales; Mucoraceae
Exons: 6
Coding region: 1-564 (187 amino acids)
Biological process (GO): positive regulation of DNA-templated transcription
Cellular component (GO): nucleus
Molecular function (GO): transcription coactivator activity; chromatin DNA binding
Source: RefSeq, a predicted model, not a curated record
AUGAGUAUAAAUUGGGUCAUGUUGACACAGGAUGGCAAAAGCCCAGUGCCUUUGCCCCAGGAGAAAAUGUUCUUUAUACAACCCCACGUGAAGAUGGUUCUAGAUUGUAAUGAUUCAGCAGGAGGAUAUCCCGGACAUUCAGAGGGUUAUUUCGAGUCGAGUAAAGGAACAGUGAUUCUAUCAAAUCAAAGAAUCAUGUACUUGGCUGAGGCAUCAAACACACCAAACUUUAGAAAUCUCAAUGUGCCCAUUCGAAACUUUAAAAACUGGAAAUUGGAGCAGCCUUGGUUUGGAGCCAAUUUCGUGUCAGGUGUUGUCAUCCCCGUUCAAGGAGGAGGACUUACUAGAAACAGCAACUUGAAACUGACAUUUGCGGAAGGAGGUGCCAUUGAGUUUACGACCAUACUGCGAAAUUUGCUCGAACGCAUUGGAGAGUCUAACGAGAUACCAAGAGAACACGAGCCAUUACCAGCAUACCAAGGCGAGAGCAACAGCGCCAACGUCCAUAACAACAACCCACCACCUCCUGCUCAUGAUGAAUUACCACCUCAAUAUUCAGCUUAA